Messenger RNA from Papaver somniferum (opium poppy), 1513 nucleotides. RefSeq names its product UPF0481 protein At3g47200-like. The coding region runs from base 96 to 1400 and encodes 434 amino acids. The transcript is spliced from 2 exons. NCBI's taxonomy places the organism in Eukaryota, Viridiplantae, Streptophyta, Magnoliopsida, Ranunculales, Papaveraceae. The record is from RefSeq and is a predicted model, not a curated record.
UCCUUCCACUCUCAUUUGGAAGAUUAAUUCAGAUUGUUUUUUAUCUGUAAAAGCGAACUUAAGGAUUUAGAUUCAAGAAACAUAUAGAGACAUAUAUGGGAGAAACACCAUCCGAAAUGAUCAAUAACCUCAACUUGGAUCAAGAUGACAUGUAUAUGGAGUUAGAGAAGCCUUACCUACAGACGAACACGAACAUGUUGCUGGAGCAACAUCGACAACAGAAUCUACAGAUAUUCAUCAUACCAACUUAUAUCAAAGAGAGAAAUCCAGAUGCUUACAAGCCAAAAAUGGUAUCCAUUGGUCCAUACCACUAUGGUCAACCCCACUUGAUUAAAAUGCAAUUACAUAAGAAAAGAGCCCUACUUCACUUCCUCAAGAGAUCACAGGUACGCGCAACUAAACAAGACUAUGUAGACAGACUGAUGCUAGUUGUGGAUCAAUUGAGGAAAAGUUAUGAGCAGGAUGUCGAGCAGAUGGAAAGGUGGAAAAAUGAUGAUGAUGGCUUCGUUAAACUCAUGAUGAUUGAUGGAAUUUUUCUCAUCGAAUUCUUGUCUGUCUUGAAGGGUAAUCAGAACAAUCGCGAUUAUGCUAAUAUUGACCCUAUUUUUGGUCAUCGUGGACAUAACUUGAACUAUAACUAUGUGAUGCAAGACUUGUUGUUAUUGGAGAACCAACUACCUUAUCUAGUACUCUCUACGUUGCUUUCCGUUUCCGAAGGCCAAUCUGAAGAGAACACGCACAGAAUUCUCUCGACAAUUAUGUUUUCUCCCCCGAAAUUCCAAGGCCAUCACUUGUUAGACACAUAUAUGAAGGGAAUAUUGGGAGGAGGAAGCCAUCAUCAACGGGGAGAUGAGGAAAGGACCAUUCGAAUUUCUGCUUCAAAGCUCCGUAAGUACGGAGUCCAUUUCAAGACUGUUGCAAGCUACAACAAGAUAAAGUUUGACAAGCACACUGCAACGUUAAGUCUUCCUUCCAUCAUCAUCAACAAACAAACGAAAGAUAGAUUUUUUAACUCGAAAGUCUAUGAGCUUCGUGUGGGUACAAACAAAGAUCUCAACUCUUACAUCCACCUCAUGGACUCUCUUAUCCAAUCUGCCAGUGAUGUUAACUCACUACGCUCUCAAGGGAUUAUAGUUAGUUCUCUGGGUAGUGAUGAGGCUGUGGUGGAAGUAAUGAAAGAACUCACAAAAGAUACAGUGCGAGGAGAAGUAGAUCAAAUUUCUAUUCGUACAAUUGCGGAGGUGAAGGAGUAUUAUCAUCGGGAGAAAAAGGCAACUAGAAAUUGGAUAUGGGUGCGCGAUAACUGGGCUUCAAUAGUAGGGGCUGCAACUAUACUAUUGUUACUGUCAGUAGUUCAGACUGUUUACACAGUUCUUGCUUUUCACUACAACAAGAAAUAGCACUUCAAAAUUUGUGCGUUCUAAAUAUUGUUGCUAAAAUAAGCUUUCAUCAUAAUGUACUAUAUGUACAUACUAUUAUAUACCUGUUUAUUUAUGCUUAAUUGCUUUAACAA